UAAACCAAGAAUUUUCCACAAGUUUCCUACCAGGGGAGUGUUCCCACUUGCGCAGGUUCACGGCGGCGCCCCUCUCUAUAACAAAUAAUCAUCGCCUGUUUCGCUAUGUUUUCUUUGUUCAUAUUUCCGACUAAUUAACCCCAAACUCAUCCAUUUUUUGAUUUUUUUUCCAAUUUGGUCCUCUUCCUUCAAUUCUAUGUGCAAAACCAAAAAGGCAACCGACGCGUCGGAACCUCGACCUGUUUUGUCCAGAUCUCAACGAACUCGCCCGAGUCACUCCCCUGGAGCUCAGUCAAGUAGCCUGAGUCAUUCCGCGAUUCCUUCCUCUUCUAAUCCCACCAGCGACCUUUACACUUCCUCUUCAUCGUACACCAAAGCGACGUCAUCUGGGACCGGAACAUCAAUUUCAAGCCGUACUUCACUUUCAAGCCUCCGUGAAUCCCUCCCUGAAAACCCUCACAUCUAUCACGUAAGUGAAAUCAGAGCUGCCACUAACAAUUUCCUAGCCAAACGGUACUCUUCCUCCUCUUCCGCCUCCACCGCCGCUUGUUGGCGUUGCAACCUCCGCGGCCGUGACACCGUUGUUUUCCAGCGCAAGUUCCGCCAUAAAAUUCAAACGUCUCAGCUAAAAGAACGAUUAUCCGUCAUUUGUAGAAGCCAUCACAUGAGCAUAAUUAAACUCCUUGGUGCUUCCGUUUCCGGAGAUCAUAUUUACCUUGUUUAUGAGUUCGUCGAAGGAUCGAAUCUUGUUGAUUGUUUGAGAAACCCUAGAAAUCCAAGCUUUACUGUUCUUUCGAAUUGGAUGUCAAGAAUGCAGAUUGCUACUGAUCUCGCCCACGGCAUUGAUUAUGUUCAUAACAAAACCGGAUUGAAUCUCAGUAUCGUUCAUAAUCACAUUAAAAGCAGCAGCAUUAUCGUUACGGAGCCCUCUUUCAAUGCAAAGAUUUGCCAUUUUGGAACCGCACAGCUUUGCGGCGAAACGGAAGAGGAAGUAGCGGUGGAAACUGAUACCUCGAAACGCGAAACGGAAAUCGAAGAAAUAACGGAAGAAGCUAACGCCUCGAGUUUAAGGAAAUUGAAGAGAUCUGAUAGCGGAGAUAGACAAUUCGAAGGCGUAAGAGGUUACAUGUCACCGGAGUUCAGAUCUAGCGGCGUCGCGACGCAGAAAUCCGAUGUCUUCUCCUUCGGAGUGGUGGUUUUGGAGCUGUUUUCAGGGGAGGAGGCGUUAAAAUACCGGUUCGAUAAAAAGACAGGUAAUUUCGUACGAACGUCUUUGAUGGAUACUGCGGAGGCAGCGACGGCGGAGGGAAGUGAUGGGCUGAGGAGGUGGAUUGAUAGACGGUUGAACGAUUCAUUUCCGGUCGACGUGGCGCAGAAGAUGAUACGUCUAGCGUUGGAUUGCGUACACGUGGAUCCAGAUAAACGGCCAGAUAUGGGACGCGUGGCGGGGAAAAUUUCGAAACUUUACUUGGAAUCUAAAAAGUGGUCGGAUAAUGUAAAUAUUCCGACAGGCAUUUCUGUCUCACUGGCGCCCAGAUGAGAUGAGCUGGAAAAAUGGCGGCUUUCUUAGUUUAAUUUUAAUUUGUAUUUCUUUGUUGAUUUUGAAACAAGUGCAAAAUUACCAAUUUUUUAAUUAUUUUUUCUCCGUAUUCAACAGCAGCAACAAAAAGCCUUUAACAUAA
Messenger RNA from Gossypium raimondii (Peruvian cotton), 1682 nucleotides. RefSeq names its product lysM domain receptor-like kinase 3. Gene Ontology annotation, biological process: protein phosphorylation. The transcript has a single exon. The record is from RefSeq and is a predicted model, not a curated record. NCBI's taxonomy places the organism in Eukaryota, Viridiplantae, Streptophyta, Magnoliopsida, Malvales, Malvaceae. The coding region runs from base 197 to 1540 and encodes 447 amino acids. Gene Ontology annotation, molecular function: protein kinase activity; ATP binding.